AUAGACUGAAAUAUCUCUGUGACUAUCAGAUGGAUUGUCGUGAAAUGUAAUACAGACAUUCAUGUUCCCCUCGGGAUAAACCGUAAUAACUUCGGUGAUCCUCUGACUGUUCAUCGAGCGACGUGUUCACGUUAACAAAUUUCCAAUAUUCUUUAAAAAAAAAAAUCUUGACUCCAACAGUUUUGGGGCGUUUUCUGUCUCCCGUCACACGAUCCUCUCUGAGGUCUAAAGUUCUGCUCCUCUAUGAACAGAACCAUGAUGAGUAGAAGAAGAGAACUAGAACACGUCUGUAGAGCAACUUUAAACAAGACAAGUGAAAGUCAGCUGAUGAAAUAUUAUAAUUUAAAGCUUCAGUCACACAUGAUGCGUUCAAGGGCCGUCGGAAAGAUGAAAAUCAGACGAUCAUGUCGUCUUUACUGCUCGAGGCUGAUAAACAGUGAAGUUUAAAGAAAACCUGCUUCUUCAGUCCCAGGUUCACAGGUUUGACAUGUAAACGUGUAGAGCAGAAAAUACAGAUUUUUAAAUGAUUCAUAAGCUUUAAAGCUGAUCUGGAGGAUUCUGAUACCGGGAGAUGUUUUUAGUUUGUCUGUCGUCAGCCACAAACACUCAGGCGUUCUCUUUACCUCCUCAGCUGAUGAAGGAGCCGGUGCUGCAGGACAAACGGAGCGAGCACGUCCGGUUCUGCCGGUACGCCGCCGAGCUGACGGAGCGGGUGUCCGGUAAGCCGCUCCUCAUGGGCACCGACGUCUCGCUGGCUCGCCUGCAGAGGGCCAACGUGGUCGCCCAGUCGCGCAUCACCUUCUCGGAGAGGGAGCUCUUCAUGCUGAUGAGGAACCACCUGGUGGCCAAAGGCCUCCACGACACGGCCAACACGCUGGUCAAAGAGGCCAAUUUACCGGCUGGAUCCCUCUGUCCUCACUCUUCCUCCUGCAUCACUCCUCCUCCUCUCUCCUCCUCUUCCUCCACAAUGAUUCCCAGGACUUGCCGGUUGGCCGUCGGGAUCGCCGCUCGCGUCGCCGGCCACGUGGGCUCUUCUCCCGUCUCCUCGGUCGCCUCCUCUUCCUCUCGCUCCCUCCUCGCUCCUCACCCCUCGUGCUCCUCUUCAUCUACCACCCCCCUCCUCCCUCCUCCUCACCCUCAUCCAGGGUCUCACGGUCAGGCCUCGCAUCCGGUCGGACGGAUUCUGUUCACGCGGGAACGCCCGGCGGCUCAUUGCAGCUCAGGAAAGAAGCUCCGGGCGCUGAAGCAGAAGUCUGACCACGGCGCCUUCAUUCAGACUCCAGCGAUGAAGAAGCAGCUAGAGCGCCACCUCCCCUCCCCCCCGACCCUGGACAGCAUCAUCACGGAGUACCUGAGGGAGCAACACGCCCGCUGCCCCAACCCCGUCACCACCUGCCCCCCCUUCUCCCUGUUCACCCCCCACCGCUGCCCUGAGCCCAAGCAGAGGAGGCAGGCGUCACCCAACUUCACCGCCCGCCUGGGGAGCCGGGUGCUGUACCCGAAGUACGGAGGCGUGGACCGAGGCUGUCUGGACCGACAUCUGAUCUUCAGCAGGUUCCGUCCGAUGUCGGUCUUCCACGAGGGCGACGGAGACGAGAGCGGCUUCACCUGCUGCGCCUUCUCGGCCCGCGAGCGCUUCCUGAUGCUGGGAACCUGCUCGGGUCACCUCAAGUUCUACAACGUGUUCUCCGGAGAGGAGGAGGCCAACUACACCUGCCACUCGUCAGCCAUCACUCACCUGGAGCCCUCCAGGGAUGGGAAGCUGCUGCUCACCUCUGCUUCUUGGAGCGUCCCCUUGUCGGCCCUCUGGAGUAUGGACGGUGUCUUCAGCUUGAAGAACUCGUUUGUGAACGAUCACUACGUGGAGUUCAGUAAACACUCUCAGGACCGAGUCAUCGGCACCGAGGACCAAGUUGCUCACAUCUACGACAUCCAGACGGGGCAGAAGACCGUGACCCUGAACGACGCCGCUCUGGCCAACAACUACAAGAGGAACUGCGCCACCUUCAACCCCACCGACGACCUGGUGCUGAACGACGGCGUGCUGUGGGACGUCCGGGCCUCGGGUGCCAUCCACAAGUUCGACAAGUUCAACAUGAACAUCAGCGGCGUCUUCCACCCCAAUGGCCUGGAGGUCAUCGUCAACACGGAGGUUUGGGACCUGAGGACCUUCCACCUGCUGCACACGGUGCCAGCGCUGGACCAGUGCAGGCUGGUGUUCAACAGCAACGCCACCAUCAUGUAUGGAGCGAUGCUGCAAGCCGAUGAUGAGGAUGACGCCAUGGACCAGCAGAUGAAGAGUCCCUUCGGCUCGUCCUUCAGAACUUUCGAUGCUACAGACUACAAGCCCAUCGCCACCGUGGACGUGAAGAGGAACAUCUUUGACUUGUGCACCGACACCAGAGACUGCUACCUGGCUGUCAUUGAGAACCAGGACGCGGUGAGCCUGGACACGGUGUGUCGUCUGUACGAGGUCGGAAGACACAAACUGGCAGAAGAAGGAGACGACGACGAUCAGGUGAAAUGACGACGAUGUUUGUCUCAGAGCAGGAAGUUUGGAUAACAAUCCACAGUUCAUAUGUCUAGUGUGUGUUUGUGUGUUUAGAUUCAUCUUUAGUUUAACCAGAGGUGCAGAGUAAUGCACAUAUAACUAAAGGUACUAUAGAUAGUCAUUUCAAUAGAGCGUAUGAGUCAUAGCGCCAAAUACAAGAGACCACAAGUCAGAGCUUCAUGUGUUAGAGCUGCAUU
Molecule: messenger RNA, 2748 nt
Organism: Anarrhichthys ocellatus (wolf-eel)
Lineage: Eukaryota; Metazoa; Chordata; Actinopteri; Perciformes; Anarhichadidae
Product: DDB1- and CUL4-associated factor 1-like
Exons: 10
Coding region: 572-2527 (651 amino acids)
Biological process (GO): protein ubiquitination
Cellular component (GO): nucleus; Cul4-RING E3 ubiquitin ligase complex
Molecular function (GO): histone H2AT120 kinase activity; nuclear estrogen receptor binding
Source: RefSeq, a predicted model, not a curated record